Messenger RNA from Puccinia graminis f. sp. tritici CRL 75-36-700-3, 4302 nucleotides. RefSeq lists its product as uncharacterized. Gene Ontology annotation, cellular component: nucleus; cytosol. The transcript has 5 exons. Gene Ontology annotation, biological process: protein deubiquitination. Lineage: Eukaryota; Fungi; Basidiomycota; Pucciniomycetes; Pucciniales; Pucciniaceae. Bases 209 to 4066 code for a protein of 1285 amino acids. The record is from RefSeq and is a predicted model, not a curated record. Gene Ontology annotation, molecular function: cysteine-type endopeptidase activity; cysteine-type deubiquitinase activity.
GCUUUUCACAGCGAUCCCCGGCUUAUGUAACCCACCAUCUUUUUUUUUGUAUUUCUUCACCCUGGCUUGUAGUUCUCCCCUCGCCCCCCCACCACUGCCAGCUUUUACCAUCAGCCUUCCUUCCUUCCUAAUUCCUUCCCUCCUUACUUGUAGAUACUCCUGCUUAUAAGCUCAACCCAUCAAUCAAACUUGGGAAGAACUCUUCAUCAUGAGCCUGUUGAGAUGGAUGGGCGUCAACUCGAGCGGAAGUCAAUCGAACCAGAACCUCAACUCAAACGAAGCCCAGAACGAUCAGUGGUGGACUGGCUCAGACGAGAAAUACUUUGGAAUGGAAAACUUCGGUAAUACUUGUUAUGCCAACUCAGUCCUGCAAGCACUCUACUUCUGUAAACCAUUUCGACAACUACUAGAACUCUCCUCAGCAGACUCUCACUUCCUACUACAAGCCAACCAGCAAACUGCAAUCAACCAAUCAACCUCAUCAUCACCUCAAUCACCCAAUCAACAACAUACUCAUAUCCUCAAGACCCCCACUUCAUCCGGACUAUCAUCAUCAUCCGAUAACCUAAAAACCCAUUCAAGAAAUCACACCAGAUCUAAAUCUACCAGCCUCGGACUAGAUACCCUGCAAAAGAACCACCUCAACCAACAACAACAACCAACAUCCUCAUCAUCAACCUCUCCUACCACUCGCCCUCGCUCUAAGAGUAAUAAUCAACUUCAUUUGUCCAAAGACCUAUCAUCAUCAUCUUCAUCAUCAGCAGCAUCAUCAUCAUCAAACUCAAAACCUGAUCAACAGCUGCAGCAUCCUAACAUUCAUCUCAAGACCGACUCAAACACCCUACGUCUCACACAGAAUCAGCCAUCAGCUCACUCAAAGACCCCAAUCCCCACAUCCACUAGCACCAAUGCCAGUCAUACCAAGCGCAACUGGGGUGCUGCAGAUUUCGACCAAGGUAGCCUCGGUAGAAUCCAGCAUACCAAUCACAAUCAACAAAAUCCGACUAGUUCCCAUCUAGAGCCUGAAACUGAUCAAGAUCCCACGAUCUGCUCAUCCCUACGCGAUCUCUUUCGACACAUCUCAACUCAACCUAACUCGGUGGGCGCCGUAGCACCUCAGGCAUUUAUCACCACACUGAAACGGUACAACGAACUCUUUCGGUCGACGAUGCACCAGGAUGCUCACGAAUUCUUGAACUAUCUCGUCAACUCGGUGGCUGAGGAUGUCUUCGCAGAACAGGAGAAGAAACGACUCGAGGACGAGCGAUCAUCCUUACUCGAACCCACCCCGCCCUCACUGCAAAACCUGAACAACACUAGUACGCCAUCCUCAAAGAAAGGUCAUCCACGAUCAACAUGGGUUCAUAGAUUAUUCGAAGGCACUCUGACCAACGAAACAAAGUGCUUGACAUGCGAGACCGUCACUCAACGCGAUGAAAGCUUCCUCGAUCUCUCGAUCAAUAUUCAUCAAAACACCAGCUUAACCGCCUGUUUGCGUCAAUUUAGUGCUAGUGAAAUGCUCUGUCAGAAGAAUAAAUUCUCUUGUGAUCAAUGUUGCAGUCUACAGGAGGCUGAGAAAAGAAUGAAAAUCAAGAAACUUCCCAACGUUUUGGCGCUUCAUUUAAAACGAUUCAAAUACCAAGAAAACUUGCAACGAUAUACCAAGCUCACCUAUCGCGUCGUCUUCCCAUUCGAACUCAAACUGUUCAAUACUACUGAUGAUAUUCAAGAUCCUGAUCGAUUGUAUGAGUUGUGGGCCAUCGUGGUGCACAUAGGCGCUGGGCCUCAUCAUGGACACUAUGUAACGAUCCUCAAGUCACACGGACAAUGGUUACUCUUUGACGAUAACAUUGUGACGAGGAUAGAGGAGCGAGACAUUCAAAAGUACUAUGGCGAUACACCCGGUGUCGGCAGCGGCUACGUGCUCUUCUACCAAGCAACCGAUCUGGAUCUGAUGGAUCUGAUGGGCGUGCCCGCCGAACCUGAAGAAGCUGAAGAAGAUUCGGAAGUCGGGACUGACGACAGCGAUGACCCUAUUCCCGCGAUUGAUGAUAGCACCCAAGGUAGCCUGUUCACUGCUCGGAGUUCUCCAUUGAGCGCAGAGAUCAAGAAGGAGCUCCCUCAACUCUCAUCAUGGAAUGGUUUCCAGUCUUCAUCCGUCGACAACCCCGUUCGGAAGAACUCGGCACCCUUCUCUUCAGGCUUGUCUAGCUCUUCUUCCUCAAAUAGUCACCCCCUACCGUCCACCUCCCAACUGCAAGCAACAGCUGGGAGCUCUUCAAUAUCUAACAGAACUCUUUCGACGAACGAUCGGAGCGAACUUCCGACUUCUAAUCACUCGAACAAACCUGAGUUUUCCACCCCACCAUCAUCCCAGAUGGAAGACAAUAAUCCCCAGACGAGUGCAAAGGUUCAAUCUCCUCAAACGAAAAUCAGUGGGACCGGGGUAUUGUCGAGAUCUCCUUCGACUAGCACGAAGUACUCCUCACUGCCCCGUUCAGGUCCUCAUCUAGCACACAACCCGAUUGAUGUUCGCUUUUCUCCCCAAUCCAGUCCCGAGUCGGGACUUCUAUCACCCUUUCAAACCGGGCCAUCGUUACCGAAAAACGUACUUCCGAACGCUCCAGUCCGGACGAUCCCUAAUCUGCCUUCCCCCAAGACAAAUGACGAAAGCUCGAGCAGGUCGGCCAUGGCAGCCUUCCUACCCACUAGCCCAUUGACAGCCCCGUCCAGCAAUGGUAAUUCUAGUAAGCCUACAUCCGCCAGCACCACUCCCAAUCUGCAUCGGAAGUUCUCGGCGAAGUUCUUGAGACGGAAGAAGUCCUCGGCCAGUUCAUCAUCGCCCGUCCAACCACCGCCCAAGACGGCCGAUCCAUCUCCUCGCUCCAGUCCGACGGUUGGUGGGAAUGAGUCGGUAGGAGGACUCGGAUCAAGAUCGAGUGAGCAAGCUCUCCGAAACCCUUCUGUCCACCACUACCAUCAGCCCAUCCUCUCCUCCCCACUCGGACCCGAUUCGACUGACAAACACCCUCACCACCAACAACAACAUUUCUUUUCGCCCCGGACAACUAAUCUGGGAAGUUACCGUCACAGUCUCUCGACCGCCUUAGAUCAUUCGAUCCCUGGGACGAGCUCGAAUGCACCCACCUCGCUCCCUCCCAGUAACCGCAACUCGAUCCACUCCGUCUUCCACUCCAUCUCCCAUUCCUCGGCUUUCAUUGGCCCCAGUCCUCAUCUUUCUUCCUCCCCCAUCCCGUCCGCCUCCGGAACUACUACUACUACUACUACUACUACUACUAAGGGCGCCCAAGCUCCCCCGGCUACUUCUAUCCUCACUGAGAAACAACAACGAGAAAUCAAAAAGGCCAGCGAGAAGGCUAAUAAGCUGGCUGCUAAACAUAAGCUUAAGGCGCUCAAGGAUCGCUCAAAUUCGAAAUUUAUAAGCACCACCACCCCUUUUGAUAAAGAUCAUUCUACUACUAAUAGCAGUAGUAGUAAUAGAUUAGCUGCUCAAUUCAAGUUUUCUAGAACGCUUUCCCCAGUCGAAUCUCAUACUAAUAACCGUAGUCAUCCGCCACUAGAACCUCCUUCUCUCUCGCCCCACUACAAAGGAAUAAUCAGUCCAACAAAUGUCACGAAUCAAGAAAGACAGAUCAUCACGUCUCCUUCGUCGUCUGCUUCUAGGAAGAGCUUCGGCUCGGUCGUUGGAACACAGGCUCCUCCGCCGUCCACUGCCUCCUCUCAUUAUCUUCAUCAUUCUUUGCCGAAACUGGGAAGACCUCAUUCUGCUUCCUUGCGCUCUUCUUUGACUCAUACGCCGAAUCCGAAUCCGAAUCCGAAUCCAGUCUCUCUUCCCCAUUCUCUGCCUACUUCUAAUCCCAAUCAGAAUUCGAACUUGAACUCCAAUGUAAAGGCAAAUCGGAUCUCCGCUUCCUUGGCUAAUAGACCUUCCUCGGCUAAAAGACCCUCCAUCAUCGGCCCGGCUCUUGCCCCGACUCAUAAACCGGCUGCUGGCUCGCUGUCCGAUUUCUUCAUGGGUCGAAAAUCUUCUUCUGCUUCUUCUUGAUUGUCCUUCUCUUUCUUUUCUCCUUCUUUGAUCUGUUUCUUUUUUUCUCUUUUUUCUCUCUCUUUUUUUCUUUGAGGGGUUUCUUUUAUAAUUUCUUUCUCAUUGUCUAUAUUUUUUUUUCUAGCUUUCUUUAUAUAUAUAUAUAUACAUAUGAUGUGUGGGUAAAAAAAAUGUGUGUACAGUUUAUUGAAUGAUGUGCCUGUAAAUGAUUGUGUGUGAUUACAUAGGUUUUUGUU